This is a messenger RNA of Musa acuminata subsp. malaccensis (wild Malaysian banana), 3352 nucleotides long. The record is from RefSeq and is a predicted model, not a curated record. NCBI's taxonomy places the organism in Eukaryota, Viridiplantae, Streptophyta, Magnoliopsida, Zingiberales, Musaceae.
CUGGCCCUCUUCGGCUCCUCGUCAUCCCCCUUUCUCACGACGAGGUUGUUAGGGUUCGCUUCCCUAUCUCUGCUCCACUUCCGCGCCUCCCUCUUCAUCUUCUGAGCUCUGCGGUUGAUUCUGUCUGGUCUUUAUUCGACCUCGUGCCCGCUCCGGGCGGUUGAUUCGCCUGAUCUCGAAUUUGUGUCGUGAAGAGGAGAUCUGAGAAGGGGAAUGGUGGAGGUGGAGCUGCAAGGACUGGGUAUUGGACGCGAGUUGAGUUGCGGAGGGGGGAUCCGGGUUGGGAUGGGCACGUUUUGGUCCGACGAGGAUCGGAAGAUGGCGCUGGCAGUGCUCGGCCACCAGGCAUUCGACUACCUCAACGCCCGCCACGCGGCCUCCUCCGAUGGGCACCUCACCGCCGUGGGCGGAGGGGACGCCGACCUCCAGACCAAGCUCCAGGACCUCGUCGAGGGGCCCGGCUCCGUUGCCUGGGCCUACGCCAUCUUCUGGCAGAUCUCGCGGUCCGACUCCGACGAGCUUGUCCUCGGCUGGGGCGACGGUCACUGCAUCGAGACGGGGGACGAGGAGGAGGAGGAGGAGGGCUGCGGCUCCCGCCGCAACCCCCUAGACGGCGCGCACCAGAAGAUGCGGAAGCGGGUGCUCGAGAGGCUCCACGCGCUCUCCGGUGGCUCCGACGAAGAAAACUACGCGCUUCGGCUCGACCGCAUAACUGACACGGAGAUGUACUUCCUGGCGUCCAUGUACUUCUCGUUCCCCAAAGGCGAGGACGCUCCUGGAAGAGCGCUCGAGUCCGGGAAGUAUAUAUGGAUCUCCGAGGCGGUGCUGGCAUCGCCGGCGUGCUCCAAUCACUACGUCCGGGCGUUUCUUGCGAGAACGGCGGGUUUCAGGACGAUCAUCUUCAUACCUUUCGAAUCCGGCGUGCUUGAAUUGGGUUCGGUGGAUCCGGUGCCGGAGAGCUUCGAGGCGCUGUAUAUGAUUAGGUCCCUCUUUGGCCAUGGCCUUAGUAAGGGGGAGGCGGCGCCUGGCGAGAAGACAGACGAGAACAAUGGCCCCGUUUCGGUUUCGCGCUUUGGGGCCGACAGCGGUCAUGUCGCGGAGUAUCCCAAGAUCUUCGGGAAGAAUUUGAAGCUUGGGCACGCCCAGCUUAACGGGCGGGCUUCGAUCGUGAGCAUGGAGCAGAGGCCACCGGAGACGAUCGCGAAGCAUGGCGAUCACCAUCAGAAGAGUCCGCUGCUCCAGUGGAAACAGAAUCACCUCGUGAAUCCUCAUCAGCAGAAAUUUGGUAAUGGCGCACCAUAUGUUCGAUACAUAAACGGGGUAAUGUCGCCUCAGAAGCAACAGCUGCAGCCGCAGCGACAGCAAGCGCUUCCCCGGCCCCUGCCGCCGUCGGGGCAGAUCGAUUUCAGCUCAGCGGCGGCGGCGGCUGCAAAUCCCGCUCCCGCCGGCGUCUUGAUAGGUCGUGCGGGUGCGGUAGACUCGGAGCUCUCGGACGUCGAGGCACCUUGCAAAGAACACAAACCAGGCGGAACUGAAGAGCGCAGGCCCAGAAAGAGGGGGCGUAAGCCGGCGAACGGCAGGGAGGAGCCGCUCAACCAUGUGGAAGCCGAGCGCCAGAGAAGGGAGAAGCUGAACCAGAGGUUCUACGCCCUGAGAGCCGUCGUACCCAACAUCUCCAAGAUGGACAAGGCCUCCCUUCUCGGCGACGCCAUAUCCUACAUCACCGAGCUCCAGAAGAAGCUCAAGGAGAUGGAGGCGGAGAGGGAGAUGUGGGGCGACCCAUCACGUGUGGAUCACAAGCGGCCGCCGCCGCAUUGCCCUGAGAUCGACAUCCAGACGGCACAGGACGAGGUAAUCGUCCGGGUAAACUGCCCACUGGACAGGCACCCCGUAUCCCAGGUCAUCCAAGCUCUCAAGGAUUCACAGAUCGAUGUGGUGGACUCGAAGGUCGCUGCAACGAAUGACAGCGUCCUGCACACCUUCGUGGUGAAAUCGCCGGCCGCCGAGCAGCUCACGAAGGAGAAGCUGAUUGCUGCUUUGGCUCAUGAGUUUAGGGCAACAUGACAGUGUCCAAGCAGCCAAAGUAGCUGGAUAUUGGAACCAUUUGAUGUUCAUAGCUAUACAGAUCCGCCCAUUGUGUAGCAAUUUUACUAAGUACUUUAUUAGAUAAUUUCUUUUGUAGUAUUCGUCGGUCAUAUCUUUUCUAAUCUUUUGCUCAUUCCGAUGUCUUUAAUCUGCUUGAAUCCUCCUCGUAUCUGCAGUCCUGAUGAGAUGGAGUUGACGUUGGCCGCAAAAUCCAAUUCACUUCAGCUCUAAUAAGAAGAAAUGGGACUUGAUGCCAGUCUUGUGCAGCAAAAACCAUUUCCCUUCAGGUUCUUUCUCUAUGAAAUGGUUAUCUUUUCUAGUGUUCUCUGCCUUAAAAUCUUUUAUCUUACUAGUUGCAAUCUUCACAUGCCUUCAAUUUGUGUGCUAGCUUAUUAGUGCAAGAAACUCAACAACGCUUUGUUGCUCCAUCCAUGCCAGAGGAAAAAUCUUACGCUUAAGUCGGGUUAGGGAUGCCUAUCUAUGCGAUGAGGAAACUCGAGUCUUCAUGAACAUAUGAAAAGAACAAACAGAAGACAUUCGCAUGUGGAGAAUUGAAUAGUUUUUCUUCUGCAAUGGAUUCCCCUCGCCGACUCCAGAGAGGUGAAGUCCGUGUGUGCAUGUUCCAGCUUGGAAAGCUUCUUCCUGAUGGUGUCAGCUUCGGCACAACAUUUGAUUCAGUGGUGUCAGACCACGGGUUUCAGAUAAAAGUUCCAGGAGAGGCACGCGGCAACAGUUGACAACUUAUAAUAGUACCGGAACGGUUGGCUGCUCAGCUCAACCAUUUAAAGCAAGCGCCGAAGCACAUGGCAUACUUUUUGGUGCAAAGCCAACGUCAAAUUACACGCCAGCGUUCCGUUCCAGGAAUCAAGACGCUGCGCAGCAGGAAAAGGAGUUACAUGCACCCGUUUCAUGUGGUGCCAACUUUGGCUCCCAGGCGAAGAUUCUUGAGAAAGACUGCUGAGCUCACUUUGGUUUUGGUGGAGAUAUUUUUUUCUGCCCCACUUGAUCACUUUUGACCAAUUUGUGAAGGUAACACAUGGUCACUUUUGACCAAUUUGUGAAGGUGACACAUGGUUUGUAUCUGAUGGUAGUAUUAUCACCAACUCAUUAGCUGCCUGCUCAUUGCAACAUUUUUCCCUAUGGAUGGUUUGCGUAAACUUACAGCCCUCCUUGAAGAUUUGUCCAUGCAACUUGUUUGUACAUAUUCGAGCAGCAUACAAGGGUCUUGUAUUAGAUUUGACAAUCAUAUUUCGGUUAGAUCUCUUCA